AUGAGUGAUUAUCAUGAAGCCAAACCCUGGCGCUCAGUGCACAACUUGCAGGAAGCCCAACAGUUCUUAGACAUUAGCACUCAGAGCUCAGCUGGAUAUCAUGGCAAGCCUUCACUCUCAGCCUGGCCAAGCCAUAUUGUUCCUUUGGGACAGCGUGUGGAACUUCAAUGUGACUCUCCUAGUGACUAUUACACAUUCAAGUUGUACAAAGAACUUGGUAAUCCUAUCCCUCCAAUCCAGGAAAGACCAUUCCAGAAAAAAUUUGUCUUUGGACCUGUGACAUCAGAACAUGCAGGGACAUACAGAUGCUAUGGCUUGAAUUAUCAUUACGCUAUUAAAAUUUCAGCCAACAGUGAUCCUGUGAAGAUUAUAAUUUCAGGAAUCUACAGGAAGCCUUUCCUCUUGGCCUUACAACCUCCCCUGGUGGAUUUAGGAGAGAAGGUGACACUGGAGUGUCGAUCAGAGAUUAUGUUUGACACCUUCAUUUUGACUUCACAUAAAACUGGAACAAUCAAAGACUCUUUUGAGCUUUCUGCAGAAUAUCAUCCUGGGGGUUCCCAAGCCAACUUCUCAGUAGGUCCUGUGACACCUGAUGAUGCUGGGACAUACACAUGCUAUGGUUCUUACAAUCACUCCCCAUAUGAGUGGUCUGAAUCCAGUGACCCCAUUGACAUAAAGAUCACAGGGUUAUACAAGAAACCUUCUCUGUCAUCACUGAUGGGCCCUGUGGUGAUGUCAGGAGAGAACAUGACCUUGUCCUGUGUCUCUGACCUUCAGUUUGACAUGUUUCAUCUGUCCAGGAAAGGGGUACCCAAGGAAUAUGGGCUGCCUUCAAUCCUGAACCACAAUAGGACAUUCCAGGCCAACUUCCAUCUUGGUCCUGUGGUCCAGGCAGGGUACUACAGAUGCUAUGGCUCUUUCAGGAACUCUUCCCAUUUGUGGUCAACCCCAAGUGAUCCCUUGUACCUUCCUGUCACAGUUAACUCAGCAAGAAAUUGCACUUCAUGCACAGAAGCAGACUCCAAAACUAAUAAUCAUGGGCUCCUGUAUAUUCUGAUUAGACUGUCAUUCUACAUGAUGGUUUUCUUGCUCAUUUUCCUCAUCCAUUCUUGGUGCCAUGCAAAAAGGAAUGUAUAUGAAGAAGGCAAUGAGUGUCAUCUGAGUAGCAUGAGAAACUGAACCUGGAGUAAUACAGGACCCUGAAGGAAAAUAAACGCAAAAUGUGACAUGCACAGAAUUUGAUCAGUGGAUCUUCAAACAGCAAUUUAUCAGGACCAGCUCCUCACAGCCCAAGGAAGCUUUCAUAUGUAUCAUGGUGUGCAUGGGAGUUAUGAAAUGACAAGCUGAGAUCAAAGACUGUUGGUACCCUAUGAGUUCUCAAAGAAAGAUAUCAGGAGUUCUUCUGUAAAGACCUCAGCCCUCUUGGAAGCAAAAAAUGAACAGAUGCAGUGAAACAUUUGUUGAAAUCAUAGGAUAGAAUUCUCUAACUUUGGUGCCAUCUGUCAUUGUUCUGAAAUGGAUCUGAAUGUGGAUUUCCUAUAUUUAAAUGCUAUGGUUCUCACUUUUCGUUUGGAGAGAAAUCAAACUAUAAAGUGAAAUUAGACUUGAAAUGUUAAAGCCUGCUAAGGGUUCAUUUUUGUAAUUGCCUAGUCUUGCACAGCUUUAAAAAAACUUCUUUGCAUGUUUCUGUAAAGUAAAGCUUGCUUUGUGCCAGAUGACCUUCUGUUUGCCUGAAGAUAGAGUGUAAUGUUAGGUACUCUGCCUUUAAAAUCCCGAUUGAGGUAUCUUGGGGCUGGCUUUGAGAGCUCCAAGUCUCAACUAUAUAUCUGGUGUCAGUAUGUAAAUAAACGCCUUUGCUUUCUUAAAAUUUAUUAAUGAUCAGAGAGGUGAAUCUCUGAGUGACCCCACACCCAUAACACCAUGAUCCUGUAAGUAAUCAUAAUAACCUUCUUAGUUCAAUAAAUUAGACCUGUCUAGAUCAUUUAUUGGAUCUGUCAUUGGUGCCCUAUCUGCUAGAGUCAAGAGAUGAAUGCACAUGCUUUACCAGAAAGAUUCUCACAACCUUUGUACACACUAAAAAUCUUAAAUUCUUUUUUUUGUUGCUGUGAUAAAACCCCAUGAUCAAAAGCAAAUUGAGGUAAAGUGUUUAUUUGGCUAACAUAUCUUAAAUACCCCAGG
Molecule: messenger RNA, 2178 nt
Organism: Peromyscus maniculatus bairdii (prairie deer mouse)
Lineage: Eukaryota; Metazoa; Chordata; Mammalia; Rodentia; Cricetidae
Source: RefSeq, a predicted model, not a curated record